AUGUACAGUACGGGAACAGCUCCAAUUCAGAAUAUAGGAGGAGUGCCACCACAGCAACUGCAACAACAACAACCAGCAGGAUUCACUGGAGGUGGAGGUGGUGGAGGCACCCCAAGAAAUGAUCCUAAUUUGUUAUCCACGGGAUUACAACCACCACCAGGUGGUAUGAGUAGUAAUCUUGGACCAAAUAUUGCUACUUCCACAGGUGGAGGUAAUCGUGCAUUAAACGACGAACAAAUAUAUCAAUGGAUAUCUGAAUUAGUUACGGGUACAAAUAGAGAACGAGCAUUACUUGAAUUAGGUAAGAAAAGAGAACAAUAUGAUGAUUUAGCUUUAGUGUUAUGGAAUUCAUUUGGAGUUAUGACUGUUUUAUUAGAAGAGAUUAUUUCAGUGUAUCCAUGUUUAAAUCCUCCUAAUUUGAGUGCAUCUGCAAGUAAUCGAGUAUGUAAUGCUUUAGCAUUAUUACAAUGUGUUGCAUCAAAUGUUCAAACUCGAGGAUUAUUCUUGAAUGCUAAUUUACCAUUGUAUUUAUAUCCAUUUUUAAGUACUAAUGCUAGACAAAGAUCUUUUGAAUAUUUGAGAUUAACAAGUUUGGGUGUUAUUGGAGCAUUAGUUAAGAAUGAUACUCCAGAAGUUAUAAAUUUCUUAUUAACAACUGAAAUUGUUCCAUUAUGUUUGAAUAUUAUGGAGAUUUCUUCUGAAUUGUCCAAAACAGUGGCAAUCUUUAUUUUACAGAAGAUACUAUUGGAUGAUCAAGGGUUAUCAUAUGUUUGUACUACUUUUGAAAGAUUUCACACUGUUGCUUCGGUAUUAUCGAAAAUGAUUGACCAGUUGAGUAUAUCAGCAUCCCAACAAAAUCCCCAACAGCAACAACAACAACAACCAGGUCAACCACCACAACAACAGACACCACAGCAACCUUCUAAUAGUUCAGGUAGGUUAUUGAAACAUGUUGUGAGAUGCUAUAUGAGAUUAUCGGAUAAUUUAGAAGCAAGAAAGGCAUUGGCUAAUAUUUUACCUGAGCCAUUACGAGACGGAACAUUUGCAAUGAUCUUACAAGAUGAUUUGGCCACAAAGAGAUGCUUAUCGCAACUUUUGUCAAAUAUAAGUGAUCAACAACAACAACAACAGCAGCUUCAAUAA
Molecule: messenger RNA, 1143 nt
Organism: Hemisphaericaspora subhashii
Lineage: Eukaryota; Fungi; Ascomycota; Pichiomycetes; Serinales; Debaryomycetaceae
Product: CCR4-NOT core subunit
Exons: 1
Coding region: 1-1143 (380 amino acids)
Biological process (GO): negative regulation of translation; mRNA catabolic process
Cellular component (GO): P-body; CCR4-NOT core complex; CCR4-NOT complex
Source: RefSeq, a predicted model, not a curated record